Molecule: messenger RNA, 472 nt
Organism: Leptosomus discolor (cuckoo roller)
Lineage: Eukaryota; Metazoa; Chordata; Aves; Leptosomiformes; Leptosomidae
Source: RefSeq, a predicted model, not a curated record
UCACAGAAGUGGGAUGAAAUGAACAUCAUUGCUACGUACCACCCCGCAGACAAAGAUUAUGGCUUGAUGAAAAUAGAUGAGCCAAGUACUCCUUAUCACAGCAUGGUAGGAGGAGAUGAUGAGGAUGCAGUCAGUGAUUCAGAAUCAAAUGAGCCCUUAAAAGCAGAUGUGUUGAGUAAAAAACUGGCAGCUGCAGCUGAAGGUAAAGGACCCAAGAUCAUAGCAAAGCAAGAGGAAAGCAGUGAGGAGGAGGAAGAGGAUGAAGAGUUAACACCUGAAGAACGAGAGAAAAAGAAACAGUUUGAAAUGAAGAGGAAAAUGCACUACAAUGAAGGGCGAAACAUCAAACUGGCGAGACAGCUCAUUGCGAAAGAACUGCAUGGUGAAGAAGAGGAUGAUGAUGAGGAGGAGGAUGAAGAGAUGCAUGAUGCUGCAGAUGUAGAAACAAUGAAUACAGAAGUUGCCGAACAUG